UCCCCGGCGGCGCUCUCCUCGUCCUCUCGCUGCUAGAGUGUCCGCAGCCGCGGCGAGCGGCUGUCCCUCUCCGCCAGGCAGAGCUGCGCGCCCUCCCCCGCGGAGCUCGUCCCUGGUGUCCCUCCUCGCGCCAGCUGCCUGCUGGCUUGGGUGCUCUGUGCUACGCCCAGCUGGACGCUGUCUUCGCGUUGCUUCCAGGAAGCAACUGAAAAUGUCUCAAAAUCCUGACAAGCCACAUACAAGUGAAGAAAAGUUGAGUGUUUCGGAAGAUGACCAAGAGGAGAGCGUGGAUAAUGUGGAUCAGUCAAUCAGAAAAAGAACAGGAGAGAGUGCUACAGGUUCACACAGAGAUGAUACUCCGAAGUCUAGUCCUCCUCGGCUCGUGUCACUGGAAGAGCUAAUGGAAACAGCUAAGGGAGUAACGAAUAUGGCUCUGGCACAUGAAAUCAUUGUUAACGGAGACUUCCAGAUAAAACCAGCUGAAUUACCAGAACAUAGCUUGGAAAAAAAAGUAAGAGAUAUUGUGCACAAAGCUUUCUGGGAUUGCCUGGAAGCCCAGCUAAAGGAAGAUCCGCCAACCUAUGACCAUGCAAUUAAACUGUUGGGAGAAAUUAAAGAGACUCUCUUGUCUUUCUUGUUGCCUGGUCAUGCUAGACUAAGAAACCAGAUUACAGAAGUUCUUGAUCUGGAUUUGAUAAAACAGGAGGCCGAGAAUGGGGCCCUGGACAUUUCUAAGUUGGUAGAAUUUGUUAUUGGGAUGAUGGGGACCCUCUGUGCUCCAGCUCGAGAUGAAGAAAUUAAGAAACUGAAAGAUAUUCAUGAAGUAGUUCCUCUGUUCAGAGCAAUUUUCUCUGUGUUAGACCUAAUGAAAAUGGAUAUGGCAAACUUCGCUGUCAGUAGUAUUAGGCCAAAAUUAAUGCAGCAGUCUGCUGAAUAUGAAAGAAAGAAGUUUCAGGAGUUUCUUGAGAAACAACCAAAUUCCUUAGACCUUGUCACAGACUGGUUGCAAGAAGCAGCAGAUGAUCUUGGAAAGUUGAGAUGUAAGAAGCUGCUUUCCCCCUGCGGUGAUGACGAUGACGGUGCUGCUGGUGGAGCUGCUGCGUUGUGCCCCACGGCUGUACAAAACCGGGCGUACUUAAAGCUCCUCAAGUGGGAUCAUGUGAACAGGCCUUUUCCAGAAACUGUGUUAAUGGACCAGCUCCGUUUUCAGGAAAUACAGCUGGAGCUGGAACAACUCCUGUUGACUGGGACUGUCCUCCUGGUCACGUUCAGUGCAGCAGGCUCAGCACUUGCUGGUAUAGCUGGAUUUGCUGAGAAAAUCAAAACCAUUAUCAAGGUGCUGUUGGCCGGACUGCAUCUUCCCUCCUUUAACCUAAGGGAAUCUCUGGCUACCAUCAGUGAAAAGGUGUGUGCUGAAGUCAAUAGCUGCCUUUCCCAGCACGGCUUUACACCAUUCACGCCCGAGAGAGAGACUGUGCUUAAAGGACAAAUCCAAGCAGCGGCCAAUCCUGAUAACGCCAUAUGCAAGCUAAUAGAUUCUCGAAUUCAAAAGUUCCUGGACAGUCAUCUUGCCUCUAGUCACCGGAGAUCGUUACCUGCUCUUCCUGGAGGAUUAGGCCCUAUUCAGCGAGAGCUGGAAGAGAUCGCUGUCAAGUACGUUCGUCUUGUCAACUACAACAAAAUGGUCUUCAGCCCUUACUACGAUGCAGUCCUUGGAAAAAUACUGGCUAAGGAAGAAUCUCAGCUCAUAGGGAAAUCAGAAGAAUCGUAAAACCAGUUUGUACACUACCAAUAUGGUACUAACUUUGUCUGCUCUUUCCAAAAAAAAAUUGCACCAAUAUUUGCCUAGAAAAACAGCUUUCCAUUUAAACAUUGGUUCUUUUAAUUCACUAGUGAUGAUUAAUGAGAAAAAUACAUGAGUUGCGGAAGGGGUUCUGAAAUGAAUGAUGAAAAAGAGAUGAAUUUUUGAUGCAAGUAUGCAACCUGGGGGGCUGUCUUGGUAUUCUUAUGGCUGCAAUUUUUAGAUUUUGAGCAGAUGCUAGGUAGGACAAGUUUGACAACCAAAUGGUCUUUAAAUGGCUCAUUUUUGGCGUUCUUGGAGCAUUUUAUUCUCUUGAUUUACCAUCAAGUUAGUUGUUUAGUCCAGAGCAGAUUAGCAAUGGUCCUUCCCAGCAGGGUGAUUUGGCUUUUUUAAAAAAAUAAGCUUACUUUAAAGACUGAGGUAGUAAGCUAAAACUCUAAAUAUGAGAAAUUUUAACAGGCAAAAAAUAAAACCAAACAGCACUUUAUUAUAACAUUACAGUUAGUAUGGUAGACUACUAUUUUUUUUCUGCAUUUUUAAUAGCAUUUUUUUGCUGUUUACCUGCAGAUGUUACAAAAAACAAUAUAUUUUUGUAGCAAAUUUUCUGGUUAUUGGGUAACUGUCCUCUGCUAUGUACAGUACUUACCAAGGUGGCAAUCUUAUAGAUUGCAGCUGUAUUUAUUUAUUGUAAAGGCUUCAGAAGGGCAGAGCUAAAAUGUUUUGAUAAAAGUAGCAUUUCUUACCUUUUUUUUUUUUUGCUAGUAGUUUACUCCUUUUUAUGUGAAAUACUGAUUUUAAAUUCAAUCUUUGUCAUUUUUGGAAGGUGGAUUUAAAAUGCUUGAUUCUUUUGACUGAAAAAUUUUACUUGUUUUUUAAAACUACAGUUAGAGAUGGUUGCAUAUUCAAUCAUGUCUUCAGAAAUAUACAGGAAGUGCAGAGCACUAUCAGAAGUGUAGGUGAUUUUAAACAUAGAGUGAGAAAUAAAUGAUGUAAUGUUGAUUUGAAUACACAGGGAAUAUUUUCAGAUGUUUUUCCACUUUGUAGAGAUGUUCUUGAAACUUAAAAUAUUUUUAGAUCUUGAAUUUAAUUAACUACAUGUUGUAUAGAUGGAUGUUCACAGAAAAUCUCAAUGAUCUUACAGCUAUUAUACUCUUACUUUCAAUAAUAAUGUCAAAAAUAUUGAAAUCAUAGUAUAUAAUAUUUAAUAACUUAAUAAUGUAAUUUCAAACUUAGGAGGUAAGUAUAUUUGAAAUUCUCCUCUAGUUAUUGAGUACAACACAGUCAAAAUGUGAUGACUUUAUGAAAGUAGAGUUCAUCAUCAUGAUCAGUGUUUCAGAGGCUAUAUCCACAGCAAAAUAUUGUCUCUUAAAAACAAUUACAUUAAAAAAAAAAAGUCCUUUAAUGAUGAUAACUUCCAGCUUCAUUUUAUUGAUAAACUAAUCAAUCAAAAUAAUAAAGCUUGUAGAAGGAAGUACUUGAUGAUGAAUCUGUGUUGAUGCUUCCCUUUCUAGUAUCCCUAUAAAUGUCAGCAUGGAUAUAGCUGCAAUAAUUUUGAAUAGGGAGGAAGACAGAAUAAGACCUUUUACUGCAUAUUAGCCUAUGCAACUAUAAAACAAAUCUUUUCUCAUUCAUUACAAAACCCCUUUCCCCUCCGAAAAAAAAGAAGUCAUGUAAGAGAUCACUAGUUUAGACAAGUGGGUUUAAAAAAAAAAAAAAAAAAAAUCUUACUCAUUGUGUGUCUUGCGUUGGAUCUUUGGUAACUCAAAACAGAGCUGGUCCUUUAGCCAGAAAACCGGUUCUAAGUAGAGUUUUGGUGUAGUCUACUUCUACUGUAUUCUGUUUAGUUUAACAAAGGAUGUUACAAAGGUCUUCAGUAUUGCUGCCUCUGCUUACUGUACCUUGUUAUUAGUGCAGGCUUCACCUUGAAAUAAAGCCUAUAGCUUGCAGCUCCAAAAAAAGCUCAUUCAAUAGUGUGGGUAACAAAAGAGCUACCCAUGCCAUUUUCGCUAGAAAGAUUUAAAAAGAAAAAAAAAACGUUUUUUUGGUAAGUGAGAGCUGAAGAGGCUGAUUGGUGCUAUUUUAUGUUCUUGCAUUGCCUAGAGGCUGCCUUUAAAAGCUUCCUCCCCCUCCGCCCCCACCCCCAAGACUGUACUGCUAAAGCUAGGUGGGGGGCAGGCCUCAAGCUGUGGAAAGGAACAGCAGCAAAGGGCAAGCAGCACGGACUAAGCAAGGAUCGUCUUGCUUACCCUUUCAGUCCCACUCAUUCUGGCAUCAGGUAUUUUUCCAUAGGCUUUUUUUUUUUUUUCCUUCCCUGAGAGAUGGCUGCUUCUAGCUGUGCAGCGCAGCACCUCGGUGCGCACAAGCGCCAGCUCCUGCUUGUGCCGACGUCGAAGCACGGACCGCGCGGCUGGUGCUGCGCGCACGCUGCUCCCAGGGUCGCGGCAGUAGGUAAACCCCAACUCGCUUCUCAACAAGGGUUGGAUCCUAAGGCUUCAUGGAGAAAAUAGUGCCGACCCCACCUCUGAUCUGGCUUCUGGCUCACCUUUGGGUGUUGCACGCAGCAGGAAAUGAGUGCCACAGUGGUUGGGUGUUGCAGGCUUCUGCUGUUGUUACCUAACACUAAAUUUAAAGAUCCAAAGCAACUGUGGUAAAUGCCUACAAGUGCAAGUCAUACUAGUGUUUUCUCCAAUUCUGUUUUAUUUUUUUAAUGAUAGAGAAAUGGGCUGAGUCAUAUUUAAAAGACCUGUGUAGAUGUUGUUAAGUGGCAAAGUUAAAAAAAAAAAAAAAAAAAAAAAGAGGAAAAAAAAAAGAAGGAGAAAAGGCAAUGAUAAGGCGAGGCCCUCCCUCCCUAUGUGAAUAUUUACACUGUUACAUGUAUGCUGUUUUACCUCUUAGUCUGGUAGAUAGCAGUGCUGACCUGCAGUCAUCUGUCCUCCUGGUGGUGGGAAUGUCUGUCUACUUGUCAGAAAGUCUUAUUUCUGUAUAGUUCAUCAGGGUUCUGACGGUCUUAUGAGGGUACACUUGAAUAGUUAAUUACAAGUUAAAAGCUAAAGUAUGCAUAGAAGUGCUUCAGAAGUUCAUAUAAUCAUUUCUGUUAGCUUGUUUGAAAACAACAGGUUAAACUAUGUAGCUAAUAUAUUAAAAUUUAGCUUUGUACAUUAUUAAAUAGAAGACCACUGCAUUUAUCAGGGUCAGACUCAGUUAACUAAUACUCCUGGACAUCCACAUUAGAAAUAUGUAUUGAAAUUGUCUUACUAUGCUGUCUUCUUUAAACAGUCAUGGCAUUAAGAGCAAAAGAAUACUGUAUCUUCUAGAGAUAUGGAAGACAAAAUAAUUCUAGUAUAUAUGGUCUGAUCAGUUUCCUGUGAUGGUUUUAAUUCUUAACAUUGCUUUUGAAGUAGUUGAGUGAUAUUUAGAAAAAAAAAUGUUUGAAUAAAAUCAGAAUAAGGCAUGA
Molecule: messenger RNA, 5255 nt
Organism: Rhea pennata
Lineage: Eukaryota; Metazoa; Chordata; Aves; Rheiformes; Rheidae
Gene: TCP11L1
Product: t-complex 11 like 1
Exons: 11
Coding region: 212-1771 (519 amino acids)
Biological process (GO): signal transduction
Source: RefSeq, a predicted model, not a curated record